ACAAGGGGUUUAUUCCUAUAAUGAAAAUGAAGAAAACAUCGAAGAGCCUGUGGACACAAACGAGAACGAUAGUGUAGACGCAGUAUUGAAUAAGCCACUAUCCGAUAGGAUAACGAUGCAAUCAAGCAUCAGUAACGAUUCCGUCUGUAGAAUAUGUGACAAAAGAUUCUCAAGAAACAGCAGUGUCGCCAUACACUUAAAAACAGUCCAUAAAUGUAAAAAAUGCAAAAAAUGUUGCGGGUACUUUAAGGAAUUACCUCAUGACGAUGAACCAUGCAUAGAGAAAAAAUGUCCACAUUGCCGUUUUACAGGAAAAAAUGGAUUUCAAACUCUAAUCAACAUAAUGCAGUUUCAUGAUGUAAAUGAGGUAUGCAAUACAGCAGAAGAAGAAGUAAUAGAAAUAGAAAACGAAGAAGAAAGAUCAGACAUAAUUAUAAAUCAAGAAGACAAAAUUGAAGUACAAGAAGAAAUAGAAAUGGAAGAAGAAGAGGAAGAAAUUAUAGUUAUAGAUGAAGAUCAAGAAAAAAUAGAAAUGGAAGAAGAAAAAGAAGAAGAAGAGCAGGAGGAGGAGGAAGAUAUAAAACAAAAUAAAUGCAUUGGCGAAUGUUCGAAGGCUCAUCGAAGCUAUUUGAAGCACAUUGAACGACAAUAUAUUUCCAAUUAA
This is a messenger RNA of Leptopilina heterotoma, 664 nucleotides long. RefSeq names its product protein Ycf2-like. Lineage: Eukaryota; Metazoa; Arthropoda; Insecta; Hymenoptera; Figitidae. The coding region runs from base 116 to 664 and encodes 182 amino acids. The record is from RefSeq and is a predicted model, not a curated record. The transcript has 4 exons.